AGUUGAUUUACUUAUAGUCGUUUAAUUAUAGUCGUUUAUGCAGUAAGUAAUAAUAGUUGUUUAAUGCAUAUUAUAUGUUAACUGUGUUUUCAUUUAAAUAUUAUGUUUGCUGUAGAUGGAUAACAGUGUUAAUAUUUUUGUGAAGUACGGUGGUUUGGUUGCUUUGAAGAGAUCUUCUGGACUCACUUUCCAAGCAUUGGUUGAUUUUGUGUGUUCGAAAUGGCAAUGUCUGAAUGCAUCUAGUAUAAGCAUGACUUAUAUGGUGGCUGAUUGUGGAGAAUGCAUUAUUGCGGAUGAUGAAGACUUGGUAUCCAUGUUUGCAUUGUUGCGCGAGUUGUCUUUGGCGCGUAUAAAUAUCGAGGUGAAGGGUGUAGCUGGCAUUGUGACUCGACCGAUUCAACAUGUGGACGCACCAAUUCGGCAUGCCGACACACAGAUGCCCCUGCCAAUGAUCGGAUAUGACAAAGAUGGUGAGGAUACGGAAGAUCGUGAUUUAGAAAGCGUGGCUGCGGUGGUCGAGGGCAAGAAGUUGUUGAGUGCUGAUUGGAUUUAUUUGAUAAAAGACGUAGGUCAGGUUUUUGAAGGUGGUGUUGCCGAUUUCAGAACGAGUCAUAUAGGGUGACGGCGGUGUGUAAGUACAAACAUGAAAAACAAUGCAGCUGGAGGAUACACGCUUCUGUUGACAAAUAUAGCAAGUUUUGUUAUAUUCGGACGUACGAUAAACAUCAUACGUGCGGUAUGUUUUUUGGGACUGCGAAUAAGAAGAGAUUAAGUGCAGCUAUUAUUAUUGACUUGAUUGCGGGUGAGAUUCGAUCAAGGCCAGCUACCCGACCUCGUGAAAUAAUUACGCAGGUGAGAGACAAGUUUGGAGUUGACAUUAGCUAUUACUUAGCGUGGAGAUCGACUGACGCAGGUAGGGCAUUAAUAUUUGGCGAUCAUAGCAGCUCGUACUCAUUUAUUCCGUCAUAUUUUGAAGAAGCGGAGCGGACAAAUCCAGGUAGUUUAUUUCACUUGGAAAUUGAUGAUGUGAAGAAGAAUUUUCGCCGUUGUUUCUUUGCAUUUGCAGCUUGUAUUGAGGGUUUCAGGUUCUGUCGUCCUGUUGUCAUGCUUGAUGGCACCUUUUUGAAGGGCAAACACAAGGGCAUGUUACUUAGCGCUGUCGGAAAAGACGGCGACCAACGUAAGUUGUACAGUGUAUGUUUUUUUUUGAUUAUUAGAGUAUAGUUGGUUUGACGAUAGUUAAUUUCAUAAAUAGUUGUCUACAUAAUAGUUGUCUACAUAAU
Molecule: messenger RNA, 1283 nt
Organism: Erythranthe guttata (spotted monkey flower)
Lineage: Eukaryota; Viridiplantae; Streptophyta; Magnoliopsida; Lamiales; Phrymaceae
Source: RefSeq, a predicted model, not a curated record